Messenger RNA from Drosophila arizonae, 990 nucleotides. RefSeq names its product kynurenine formamidase (gene KFase). The record is from RefSeq and is a predicted model, not a curated record. Gene Ontology annotation, molecular function: arylformamidase activity. Lineage: Eukaryota; Metazoa; Arthropoda; Insecta; Diptera; Drosophilidae.
UACCUUGUAGUUCAGUCGAGUGACAAACUUUGUCUAACAAUCAUGUAUAAUCCACAAGAGAAGAACAUCGAUUUGAUCCGUGAAUACUUUCCUAGCUAUAACACAGCUAGAUUUCAAGAUCAGCCGGAACCCAAUGUGGCUGUACAAGACCACUUUCUGCGCGUUACCUCUCAGCACACGCAAGAGCUGACGACCAAAUCUGACAUCAAAGUUCACAAUUUGCGUUAUGGCGGCACGGAUGAUAGACGACUAGUUGAUGUUUUCUAUAAGGACGGCACGGCGGAGCAGCCUUCGCCUCUCUUUGUUUAUGUCCAUGGCGGCUAUUGGCAGAUGCUUGAUAAAUCGCAUUCGUGUUCGAUUGUCGGGCCUCUGGUGCGUCGUGGCUAUCGUGUCGCCGUCAUGGACUACAAUAACUGUCCCCAGGUGACACUGGCGCAGCUACUGCAGCAGUUUACCGACUUUUUGCUAUGGAUUUUCAACUAUGCAGAUGAAACGAAAGCAACAGAGAUUAGUUUUGCAGGUCAUUCGGCUGGUGCACACCUCCUCGCUCAAUUGUUACAUGUUCCAUCAUUGAUUUCGGAGGAGCGCCGCCAGAAAGUGGGCGUCUUAUUUUUUAUAUCCGGUGUUUAUGAUUUGCGCGAACUUUGGCAACUCGAUCCCGUGAAUCCCAAUAAUAUCUUUGGCCUGAAUGCUGACAGUGCCAAGGAGCUGUCGCCCAUUUUAUGGCCCUGGCCUGCUGAUAGUCCAUUCUGGUCUGGCGUCCACUCGCAUGUUAUAGCUGCAGAACACGAGAGCGUGACCUUCAUCGAGCAAAGUCGCGUUUUCGCCAAGAAUUUGCAGGAUGCUGGAUUUAAAGUUACAUUCAAGAUUUUCGAUAAGUAUGAUCAUUUCGAUAUUAUCGAGGAAACCGUCCUCGACAAUUCACCCAUAACUAGCUAUCUGCUUGGAGCGCUCAAGGCGGAAGCUUCAAGCUAAACGCCGAUAGUUUCG